GGCGGGGCUGGAGCGCGCGCGCGCGAAGAUGGCGGCGGCCGCCGGCGGGCCGUGCGUGAGGAGCAGUAGAGAGCUGUGGACGAUUCUGCUUGGAAGGUCAGCUUUGAGAGAACUGAAUCAGAUUGAAGCGGAACUGAAUAGACACUGGCAGCGGCUAUUAGAGGGGCUUUCUUACUACAAACCCCCCAGUCCAACUUCGGCAGAGAAAGUGAAAGCCAGCAAAGAUGUUGCUUCCCCACUGAAGGAGCUGGGCCUAAGAAUCAGCAAGUUUCUGGGUCUUGAUGAGGAGCAGAGUGUGCAGUUACUCCAGUGUUACCUGCAGGAGGAUUACCGGGGCACGCGGGAUUCGCUCAAGACGGUGCUGCAAGAUGAAAGGCAGAGCCAGGCCUUAAUCCUGAAGAUUGCAGAUUAUUACUAUGAAGAAAGAACCUAUAUUCUUCGUUGUGUGUUACACCUUCUCACUUACUUCCAAGAUGAAAGACACCCAUACAGGGUCGAAUAUGCAGAUUGUGUCGAUAAGCUGGAGAAGGAGCUAGUCACCAGGUACAGGCAGCAGUUUGAGGAGCUGUGUAGGAUGGAAGCGCCCACCUGGGAGACACACGGGAACCUCAUGACUGAACGCCAGGUGUCUCGGUGGUUUGUUCAGUGCCUUCGUGAACAGUCGAUGCUGCUAGAAAUCAUUUUCCUUUACUACGCGUACUUUGAGAUGGCGCCCAGUGACCUCUUGGUGCUGACCAAGCUGUUUAAGGAGCGAGGGUUUGGCAGCCGGCAGACCAACAGGCACCUGGUGGAUGAAUCCAUGGACCCUUUUGUGGACCGGAUCGGCUACUUCAGUGCGCUCAUCCUGGUGGAAGGCAUGGAUAUCGAGUCCUUGCAUAAGUGUGCUUUGGAUGACAGACGAGAGCUGCACCAGUUCGCUCAGGACGGGCUGAUCUGCCAGGAUAUGGACUCGUUGAUGUUGACCUUUGGGGACAUCCCGCAUCAUGCGCCGGUGCUCCUGGCCUGGGCGCUCCUUCGACACACCCUGAAUCCAGACGAGACCAGCAGUGUUGUCCGGAAGAUGGGGGGCACGGCCAUCCAGCUGAACGCCUUUCAGUACCUGACCCGUCUGCUCCGCUCGCUGGCCAGCGGGGGGAAUGACUGCACCACCAGCACGGCCUGCAUGUGCGUCUACGGGCUCCUUUCCUUCGUCCUCACCUCCCUGGAGCUGCACACGCUGGGCAAUCAGCAGGAUGUGAUUGACACUGCAUGUGAAGUCCUGACAGACCCUUCUCUUCCGGAGCUGUUCUGGGGGACGGAGCCAACCUCUGGCCUUGGGAUCAUUCUAGACAGUGUAUGCGGGAUGUUUCCCCAUCUUCUCUCGCCACUUCUGCAACUCUUACGAGCCCUUGUAUCAGGAAAAUCUACUGCCAAAAAGGUGUACAGUUUCUUGGAUAAGAUGUCUUUCUACAACGAGCUGUACAAGCACAAGCCUCACGACGUGCUCUCGCACGAAGACGGAACUCUGUGGCGGAGGCAGUCGUCCAAACUCCUCUACCCCCUCGGGGGUCAGACCAACCUUCGGAUACCUCAGGGCACUGUGGGCCAAGUCAUGCUGGACGACCGGGCGUACCUGGUGCGCUGGGAGUACUCCUACAGCAGCUGGGCCCUGUUCACCUGCGAGAUCGAGAUGCUGCUACACGUGGUCUCCACGGCAGACGUGAUCCAGCACUGUCAGCGGGUCAAGCCCAUCAUCGAUCUGGUCCACAAGGUCAUCAGUAUAGAUUUGUCCAUAGCAGACGGCCUCCUGCCCAUCACGUCCCGCAUCUACAUGCUGCUGCAGCGGCUGACGACCGUCAUCUCGCCGCCCGUGGAUGUCAUUGCGUCUUGUGUCAGCUGCCUGACCGUUCUGGCCGCCCGCAACCCAGCGAAGGUCUGGACUGAUCUUCGUCACACGGGCUUUCUACCGUUCGUGGCCCAUCAGGUGUCCAGCAUGAGCCAUAUGCUGAGCGCUGAGGGGAUGAAUGCCGGCGGCUAUGGGAACCUCCUGAUGAACAGUGAGCAGCCGCAGGGCGAGUAUGCCGUCACAGUCGCCUUUCUGCGGCUGGUCACCACUCUGGUCAAGGGGCAGCUGGGCAGCACGCAGAGCCAAGGGCUGGUGCCUUGCGUCAUGUUUGUGCUGAAGGAGAUGCUUCCCACCUACCACAAGUGGCGCUACAACUCCCACGGUGUGCGAGAACAGAUCGGCUGCCUGAUCCUGGAGCUGAUUCAUGCCAUACUCAACCUGUGCCAUGAGACGGACCUGCAGAGCAGUCACACGCCGAGCCUGCAGCUCCUGUGCAUCUGCAGCCUGGCCUACACGGAAGCAGGCCAGACUGUCGUCAACAUCAUGGGCAUCGGCGUGGACACCAUCGACAUGGUGAUGGCUGCGCAGCCCCGCAGCGACGGGGCAGACGGCCACGGGCAGGGCCAGCUGCUGAUCAAGACCGUGAAGCUGGCGUUCUCCGUCACCAACAACGUGAUCCGACUGAAACCCCCAUCCAGCGUGGUGUCCCCCCUGGAGCAGGCCCUCACCCAGCAUGGUGCUCACGGGAACAAUCUCAUUGCUGUCCUUGCCAAGUAUAUCUACCACAAACACGACCCGGCCUUGCCACGACUUGCUAUCCAGCUGCUGAAGCGUCUGGCCACGGUGGCCCCCAUGUCGGUGUACGCCUGCCUGGGCAGCGACGCCGCCGCCAUCCGGGAUGCGUUCCUGACGCGGCUCCAGAGCAAGAUCGAGGACAUGCGCAUCAAAGUCAUGAUCCUGGAGUUCCUCACGGUCGCUGUGGAGACGCAGCCCGGCCUCAUCGAGCUCUUCCUGAACCUGGAGGUGAAGGACGGCGCCGAUGGCUCCAAGGAGUUCAGCCUGGGGGCCUGGAGCUGCCUGCACGUGGUGCUGGAGCUGAUCGACUGCCAGCAGCAGGACCGCUACUGGUGCCCGCCGCUGCUGCACCGCGCCGCCAUUGCCUUCCUGCACGCCCUGUGGCAGGACCGGCGGGACAGUGCCAUGCUGGUCCUCAGAACCAAACCCAAGUUUUGGGAGAAUCUCACCAGCCCCCUGUUUGGAUCCCUGUCUCCUCCCUCGGAGACAUCCGAGCCCAGCAUCCUGGAGACCUGCGCUCUGAUCAUGAAGAUCAUUUGCCUGGAGCUUUACUACGUCGUUCAGGGCUCCUUAGACCAGUCGCUGAAGGACACGCUCAGGAAGUUCUCCAGCGAGAAGCGCUUCGCCUACUGGUCGGGCUACGUGGGGUCACUGGCGGCGCACACGGCACGCGCGGAGGACAGCGGCUGCACCUUCUCAGUGGAGUCCCAGAUGCUCGUCUCCGCCUGGCGGGUGCUGCUCAUCGUCGCCUCCAGCCACGCGGAGGUCGUGCACCUGACGGACGCCGCGGUGCGCUGCCAGCUCUUCCUGGAUGUGCUGGACGGGACCAAAGCCUUACUCCUGGUGCCCGGCUCGGCCAACUGCCUGCGCCUGGGGUCCAUGAUGUGCACGCUGCUGCUGGUCCUCCUGCGCCAGUGGAAGGGAGAUUUGGGGCCGGUGGACACGAUCCUCGGGCCCUUGACGGAGAUCCUGGAGGCCGUGCUGCAGGCUGACCAGCAGCUCAUGGAGAAGACCAAAGCCAAGGUGUUCUCCGCCUUCAUCACGGUGCUGCAGAUGAAGGAGCUGCGAGUGAGCGACAUCCCCCAGUACUCGGAGCUGGUGCUGAGCGUCUGCGGGACACUGCAGGAGGAGCUGAUCGCACUCUUCGACCAGACCCGGCACAGUCUGGCCCCGGGCGGCACCGAGGACAAGGACAGCAUGGAGACGGACGACUGCGCCCGGGCGCGCCACAGAGACCAGCGAGAUGGGGUGUGUGUCCUGGGCCUGCACCUGGCCAAGGAGCUGUGUGAGGUGGACGAGGACGGCGACUCAUGGCUGCAGGUGACGCGGACACUGCCCGUGCUGCCCACGCUCCUGACCGCCCUGGAGGUGAGCCUCCGCCUGAAGCAGAACCUGCACUGCACCGAGGCGGCGCUGCACCUGCUGCUCACGCUGGCCCGGACCCAGCAGGGGGCCGCAGCCGUGGCAGGAGCCGGCAUCACCCAGAGCAUCUGCCUGCCCCUGCUCAGCGUGUACCAGCUCAGCAGCAACGGCGCCGGGCAGACCCCGGGCACCUCUCGGAAGUCGCUGGACGCCCCCUCGUGGCCGGGGGUCUACCGCCUGUCCCUGUCUCUGAUGGAGCGGCUGCUCAAGACGCUGCGCUACAACUUCCUGACCGAGGCCCUGGACUUCCUGGGGGUGCACCAGGAACGCACCUUGCAGUGCCUGAACGCCGUGAGGACGGUGCAGAGCCUCGCCUGCCUGGAGGAGGCGGACCACACGGUGGGCUUCAUCCUGCAGCUGUCCACCUUCAGGAAGGAGUGGCACUUCCACCUGCCGCGGCUGAUGCGGGAUGUCCAGGUCACCCUGGGCUACCUGUGCCAGGCCUGCACCUCCCUCCUGCAUAGCCGCAAGAUGCUGCAGCACUACCUGCAGAGCAAGAACGGGGACGGCCUGCCCUCGGCCGCCGGCCCCCGCCUCCAGCGACCACUGGCUGCCCCCGCGGCUUCCUCCCGGCAGCCCAGCGCGGACACGGAGGCCUCGGAGCAGCGGGCCUUGCACACGGUCCAGUAUGGCCUCCUCAAGAUCCUCUGCAGGACCUUGGCGGCGCUGCGCCACUUCAGCCCGGACGUCUGCCAGAUCCUGCUGGACCAGUCCCUGGACCUGGCCGAGUACGACUUCCUGUUCGCCCUGAGCUUCACCACGCCCACCUUUGACUCCGAAGUGGCCCCCUCCUUCGGGACCCUGCUGGCCACGGUGAACGUGGCCCUCAACAUGCUUGGGGAGCUGGACAAGAAGAAGGAGCCUCUCACGCAGGCUGUGGGGCUCAGCACGCAGGCAGAAGGGAGCCGAACGCUCAAGUCCCUGCUGAUGUUCACCAUGGAGAACUGCUUCUACCUGCUCAUCUCCCAGGCGAUGCGCUACCUGCGGGACCCGGCCGUGCACUCCCGGGACAAGCAGCGCAUGAAGCAGGAGCUCAGCUCCGAGCUGAGCACACUGCUCUCCAGCCUCUCGCGCUACUUCCGCCGGGGCGCCCCCAGCUCCCCCGCGGCGGGGGUCCUCCCCUCCCCGCAGGGCAAGUGCAGCUCUGCGUCCAAGGCCGGCGCCGAGAGCCAGGAGCCCCUCAUCCAGCUCGUACAGGCCUUCGUCCGCCACGUGCAGAGAUAGGACGGUGCCACGCUGCCCGCUGCCUGUCCACCAGCCUGUGCCCCGGGGCACGGGGCGCCACCCACCCGCCCGCCCACCCGCAGCUGCCCCUCACUAACGGCGUUAUUUUUGUAACAGAGAAGAGGUCAACUGCAGGGGCGGGACCCUUGAGCCGGCCCACUCCUGCCCGGAGUGGGGUGGCGCCCGUCCUGCACCCGCAGCACUUGCCAGGCCUGGCCCCGAGCCUUGUCACGUGCUGUCCGCGGAGGCCGGCCUGGGCCGCAGGAGCUGCUUUCCAGGCUCCGUUGUUGCAGUUUUUGGUAAUACUGUGGUCUAUUUAUACAGAUAUUAAAGCCCUCUUUAUAGAGC
This is a messenger RNA of Sorex fumeus (smoky shrew), 5614 nucleotides long. It is a transcript of the gene NUP188, whose product is annotated as nucleoporin 188. Gene Ontology annotation, molecular function: structural constituent of nuclear pore. The record is from RefSeq and is a predicted model, not a curated record. Gene Ontology annotation, biological process: RNA export from nucleus; protein import into nucleus. Gene Ontology annotation, cellular component: nuclear pore inner ring. The transcript is spliced from 44 exons. Bases 29 to 5266 code for a protein of 1745 amino acids. NCBI's taxonomy places the organism in Eukaryota, Metazoa, Chordata, Mammalia, Eulipotyphla, Soricidae.